GUCCCAGUUGGGCUGUCCUUGGGAUUGCAGAAGCGAGAGCCUGAACCUACUCCGCAUACGUCGGUGGCGUCCCAGGUUUUCAACACCUUGUUGCAGGGAUGCUCUUCCCUUCAUUGUCCAUAUUCUGCCACCAUGUGAGAUCUGUCACGUUCAAAUUAUGGUGUGACAAAGAGGAGUAACGCCGAUCGCUUUGUUCACUUGCCAUGUGUCGACCACGUGAGGGUGCUAUAUCCUGUGUCGUGGGCCCGCGUUCCGCUAUGACCUUCCCUUACACAUGCGAUCAUUGUGAUGGCCCCUCAAGCCUCAUUCCCAGAUCACUGGUUCUUGGAUGGCCUUCGAGAUGGCACUUCGGCAAGCACGGCUUCAAGCUCUAGGCAGUCCAGCUUGCAAAACCUCGAAGGAGCCGCAGAGCAAACAAAGACGGAGGGAGAGGCUGAGUCGGAUGCAGACAUUAACCCCGAAACCAUCCAGCACGACUCCUUUUCUGAGCUACUCGAGAAGAUACGUGAGCAAUGCAAGUCUAUCAUAGAACCAGGCUUCGCUUUCUCCAUUUCGGUGAAGCGUCCGCCUUCGGCAGUCAUUUGCCCGAGCCGGCAGCCUUCGGAGACGCAAGGCCUGAAGCGCCAACGCUGGAGUGCUGGAGACAGCCAUGCUAGAGGACGUAACGCCAGCCAAAUCCGGAGGUUGUCGAGGCUGUCGUUAGGUGCCACAUUCGGCGUAAUCGAGCUGGGUACACCGCCUACCUUCACACGGAGCGGCGAGCUCAACAGAGACAGGCUUAAGACACGACCAGAAGUCCACGUGUAGGACAAUAUUGACAAAUGUACAGUUCUUAUGACAUGCAUGACGAAGUCGGUGUGCAGUCACGCCUCUCCGCCGAUAGUGCCUGGCGUGCGUACAAAAUGCGACUUGCGACUUAGGUGAAUGUGUUUUCAACAAUGCGUUAUCCAUUGCUUUGCUAGCAGUCAGUCCCUAUGCUGAUGUUUGCUGAGGAUCGUAUAUAGAAUAUGAGAACUUGGUCCAGUCUUCAAU
Baudoinia panamericana UAMH 10762 is the source of this 1032-nucleotide messenger RNA. RefSeq lists its product as uncharacterized. Bases 289 to 807 code for a protein of 172 amino acids. Lineage: Eukaryota; Fungi; Ascomycota; Dothideomycetes; Mycosphaerellales; Teratosphaeriaceae. The transcript has a single exon. The record is from RefSeq and is a predicted model, not a curated record.